Molecule: messenger RNA, 1706 nt
Organism: Amphimedon queenslandica
Lineage: Eukaryota; Metazoa; Porifera; Demospongiae; Haplosclerida; Niphatidae
Exons: 12
Coding region: 13-1668 (551 amino acids)
Source: RefSeq, a predicted model, not a curated record
CGAGAAGGAAGAAUGGCAGACUUGAGCAAGCUGCCUUGGCUAGCUUCUGGUAGCAGCCGGACUGAUAUUGACGCCAUUUCUAGUACUACACUCCACUCUAUAUAUGGAUCACAGGUUUCACAGCUACCUUUAAGCAGUGAUGAUGAGGACUGGUAUUACAAGUCCACUAGUAACUCUUCAUUGCUCUGCAGACCAAAAUCAGCUCCUGCAAGCAAAUUAAAGAGAACUCAAAGAGUUUCUUCAGCUAGACCAAGGCCACCUACAGCAACUAGAAGAAUAUCAGUGAUAGGUUCAGUUGGAGCAGGAGAUGGUAAUCCAAUGCAAAGGAGAAUAGCGCGUCCGUCAACUGCAGCAGCUCAUUUUGCUAAUGUUAAUGGACCCAGCAAUAGAAGAAUAGCAAGACCCAGUACAGCACAACCAAUUAGAAGCCAGAGCAGACUGAGGCGGAUAAGCUCAGCACAAGGUGGUCAUCUGUUGCUAAAUAACACUUCAGAGUCUUCUCAUGGUCUGUCAGCAGAGGCCCCAGCUGCUCCACGAAUUAAAGAGAUAUCUACUCCAGUCUCUCUCUCGAGCGUCCCGCAAUACUUUAAUUUCUGGAAUGAGAAACCAAUACGUCCGAGAGAAUGGGACGUGACCAUGCACCAACGGAAGUCCAGACGUAGACCAAAGAGUGACUAUGGUAACAGGUUUUCUGGUUUAAACAGGAAGCGGCUAAGUGAACAUGAUAGACAUAAUAUGGCAGGUGGUGAAGGAUUGGGGACACUUUAUGAAGAUACUACCAACAAUAAUGAUGAUGAUGAUGAUAAUGAUAAUUUUGGUAAAGGUGAUAAAGGAGGAAGGAAAGGAAAAGGUAAUGGGCUUGAUGAUGAUGAUGAUAGUGAUGCUGGAGCAGGUGGAAUGACUAGUAAUGAAAAUGAAACUGGUGACAUCCUCAUUACUGAUAUUGAAGAUACUGAUAAUGAUAAAGAAAGGUUAGGAGGUGAUGACACAGGAUUGGGGAAUAAUUACUCUGGUGGUGAUUAUGAUGAUCCAAACAGGUUAAAGAAUUGGAAGACUGGAUAUCAAUCAGGAGAUGAAGAUGGAAGGGAUAAAUUCAGAACUCUUGAUACUCAAAAUGAUAAAGACAAUGAAGCUGAUGAAGAUGACUAUUUCUUAAAAAUGAAAGGUAAGAAGAAAGGUAAAUCAAAAUGGCUGAUUUGUGAUGGAUCUGCCGGAGGCCCUCCUUCAUCCUCAACAAGAUUUGAAUUACCAAUGGACCUGAAAAUACUAGAGAAGAUGACACCAUCAGAGUAUCUCUCUCGAUUUUGCAUCAUACAUCCAAGGCAUAAAGCUCAUUUCAUGAAAACCUUCAACAAACUCAAUCGUUUACCAGCUGGCAUCAAUAAAAAUAAAGAGACUCUUGUUGAUGGGAUAAUUGAUGUGCAUUUUAAUUUUAUUAACAGAGACCAAGUAGAGAAGAUUUUAGAAAUUGCAGAUAUUUCACAAGAACAACUAAUUGAUUUUCAAUUAUUUGGAGCUCUGUGCGUCUUAACUGAGCGAUAUUACAAAUCAAUCUUGACUUAUCAUUAUAAAGAAAUAAUAGAAAUAGUUGAUUUUGAAGCUCUGGAUUGGAGGCUGAGAGACUGUGCCAUUAGCAAAGAACUAAAUGAACUUUUUAAGCAAUUAUGAUUUUAAUAACUAUUAAUAAUCAUUAAUGGUUAAGUUAU